CCAAACUACAUACAUACAUACAUUCCCAUCUACAAUUCUACAUUAACCAAUUAAAGCCCAUUUUUCUGUUCUUUAUCUUCUUCCUUAUUUGCUUUUUGGGACCAUUUUCUCUGUUUAUUACUAAAUCACCAUCUUUCUUGAUCUGUUAUUUUUUUUUUUAUUUAAAAAUAUAUACAACGUCUCAUCAAAAAUGUUUUAACUGGCCGACUCUGCACAAGAGGUUUUUCUGAUACAUCAAAUGAUUUGGUUACUGGUUUGAUAAGUUUCUUGAUUGGUGGAAGCAUGGGUAAAGCUAAAGCAAAAGGGAAAAGGGCUACUUUAACACACAAAAAUGAUGAUCCUGCAACUGGUGGUGAAGACGAAAAAACUCUGGCUCAGAAACGAAAGAGUAGACAUCAAAAACCAUUUAUAGACGAUGAAGAUGUCGAAAAGAUUGAAGAACAAGAAGAUGCUGCUGAUGAUGAUGGUGAUGACAACUCGAUUUCUGAUUUGAAUGAGAAGAAGAGGAAAAGGAACAAAGAGGCGAAAGAAAAGGAUAAUAAUCUAGUAAAAAAAGAAAGCCCAAAUGGAACCCGAAGAUCAAAUGGUUUUCGUCAAAUUGGGAGCAGAAGGAAAAACAAACCCCAUCGUGCAGCUGAAGUUGGUGUCGAAUGCAAGUAAGGAAUGUGACAAAUGUGUACCCACAUAUAUCAUUUGAGGCCUAAUUUUCUGUCUAGUCCAUUUUGUUUUCGGUUUGAUUAAACUAGCUAGAGGGUAACCGUGUUUGUUGCAUCGUAUCAGUAGCAAAUGUGUUUGUUUUUGUAUGCUUUUGGGUGUUCAUGUUGAUAUUCCUUUCAAAUGGCAUAUCGUUAUCUGUAUGUAUGAUCUUUCAUAAGAAGUCUUAUGGUUAGAAGGAUUUUUUUAUAAAAAACUUGUUAACAAAAUA
Erigeron canadensis is the source of this 925-nucleotide messenger RNA. Its product is annotated as DEAD-box ATP-dependent RNA helicase 18-like. Lineage: Eukaryota; Viridiplantae; Streptophyta; Magnoliopsida; Asterales; Asteraceae. Bases 283 to 660 code for a protein of 125 amino acids. The record is from RefSeq and is a predicted model, not a curated record. The transcript is spliced from 2 exons.